CUCGCCCGAGUUCCAUCCCAGCCGAGGUCGAUGGCUGUCCGAGGCUUUUUGAACGUCUGCCAUCCUGACGUCGACAACCGCCAGUCCCAACCGUCGGUAACUGUUCGAUUUAGUUUGUUUCCGAAGGCCUGUUUCUGGAUAGCAGUAACCGUCCUCCCGGCGCAACGUCCAACGUCGUGAGCCUCUCCAAACGCUCGCACGCUGUUCCUGACCCCCACCCCCGCAGUUACAAAGUCUGGAGUGGAUAUCGACAUUGCCAGCCACGGGUGCUUUCUUUGUUGACUUCACUUGCUGGUGGGCUUUUUCAGUAAAACGAAAUGCUUGCUUCUCCGCACCCCGCAUUCUCAAAAGAUGGGAUCCCCCGCGUGUCAUCUGUCUUGUCUGGGGAAAUCUCCCUCUGCGCAUGUGAUGGCCGUACCGGGAAAGGGCCUCCGCGCAUCUUCGUGGGAGGUCGUGGAAUUUGUCGCUUGGCGAAGCCUUGGAUGUCGGCCCCAUGUUCCAAUCCGGUGUCCCGUUGCCAGUUGCGGAUUCCAACACCGGCCAUUGCCUCCACGGCCAAAAGCAUUGGGGAACAACCACCAUUUGGCGCCACAGGUCCACUGUUGUCGCUGGACCAGCCGAGGCUGACCUCUGCGACGAGAGAAACAAGCUCAACUUUGAGGGACAGCUUUUAGCCCACGGUUUCACAUCAAGGCGCAUCUGCAAACCAAGACUCAUGAUGGCGUAG
Molecule: messenger RNA, 727 nt
Organism: Podospora pseudopauciseta
Lineage: Eukaryota; Fungi; Ascomycota; Sordariomycetes; Sordariales; Podosporaceae
Exons: 2
Coding region: 494-727 (77 amino acids)
Source: RefSeq, a predicted model, not a curated record